ACAAGAAAUCCUAGCCGUAGAAAUUAUCUUCAGAUUAACGUGAAAUGUUCCAAUUACAGCAGCAAUCUUCAUUAACCUACUUCCCUAACUCCUCGAAUUUGUUCCCCAAUUCUCUAUUAUCGUUCCCUCAAACACCAUCACUUCCCUCUCAGGCACUCUUGUUCCCUCCGGUAACCGACCUGUAUGCCUCCCUGGGCCAGUUAACCUUAACCAAUGUUGAUUUCGAACCCCAGGCUCAAUUUUGUGAGGACCCAAAUGCUGAUUCCCGAAGUUGGAUCCCUAAACAGGCUGAUUCCAUUAGAUACGAUGCUACUUCAUCGGUAGCCGCUUUGAAUUCCAUAGGUAACAAUGAUUUGAUGAAGAAAUCUUUGGUGAAUAAUAUAAUAGGAAGCUUGCCGAAUCAAAGCAGCCCGAUUCGACAAUUGCGGUGUGAGGUUUGUAAUGUUGUGUGCAAAACAAAAGAUGUUUGCGAGAGCCAUCUUGCAGGAAAGAAGCACCUGAGGAAUUUGCAAGAGAUGAUAAAUCCCAUUACCUCAAUAUUUUCGGAGACUUGUAACACUAUCAAUAACGUUGGUAUCAUGGGCCAAACAGGAAAUGUUGGUGGGCAGUUGGUAUUCAGGUCCUCUGGUGUGGAAAACGUCCACGAGUUGGAGAGAAAGAGGCAACAGCUUCUGAAUGCCGGGACUCCUAUUGGUUCCGUUCAGAUGUGCACCAUAUGCAAUGUUGCUUGUAACAGUCAUGAUGCGUUCAUUAAACAUCUUUCUGGAAGAAGACAUGCUACUCAGGCCGGUUUAAUAGGCAUCGACGGGAUUGGACCUUAUCUUGCUUCCAUCCGAGCUAAUGAUCAAUUUUGGAAUAAAGGCAAGAAGGUGACUAAGAAUAAGAUCAAUCAACCUACAUGGUGUGGAGUCUGCCAAAUCAGCUGUACCAGCACCGAUGUCUUCGCAAAACACUUGUCCGGGAAAAAACACCUGAAGAACCUCGAGAAUUUGGAAAAAUAUAAGAACAGCACGUGUUAUUCAUCUCCGAUUGAUACACCGAUUGCUACUAAUCUGAUUAUUGGAACAGCAGAGAACCCAUCUGCCGAUGGUUGCAGUAGUGUUAAUGUACAUAAAUCAGAAAAGAUGAUAGUGCAGUCCGAGGCACUGAAAGAGGAUUUGGAGACGAAGAAAAAAGUGGUGGAGGGCGGAGCCGCUGCCACUGCGGUAAGGGUGUGCAUUAUUUGUAAUGUAGUAUGCAACAGUCCGAAGGUCUUCGACUAUCAUCUUACCGGACAAAAGCACGCUGCCAUGGUAAAGAAACUAGCCGAAUAGAACACAGACGGCCAUAUCUCAAACCAGGUAACUAAGGGCGUAGAUGGAGAAUUUGUGGGAUUAUUGACUAUUGCACUUCAUGUGUUUCGUCGUGUUCUU
This is a messenger RNA of Hibiscus syriacus, 1412 nucleotides long. Its product is annotated as zinc finger protein 346-like. NCBI's taxonomy places the organism in Eukaryota, Viridiplantae, Streptophyta, Magnoliopsida, Malvales, Malvaceae. The coding region runs from base 45 to 1313 and encodes 422 amino acids. Gene Ontology annotation, molecular function: zinc ion binding; nucleic acid binding. The record is from RefSeq and is a predicted model, not a curated record. The transcript has 3 exons.